GACCUUUGGCGACAGCAAUGCAGGUUUGAUCGAGUGGCAUCCAAGACUGUCCGACAUGCCGCCAGCCCAGGAGAAGCAGGUUAAACUUCUGGUCAGCUUUCUCUUUGCUUCGGUGUUUCUCGCAAUAGGAUCUAUUCUUGUUAUUACUGGGAAAUCCGAUUCUUCCUCGUUACUUGAGCUCGAUGGCAUCCCCCUCGACAAGAAUGCCCUCAGCCAACUGCAAGGCGAAACCUUGGGAGCUUCUGGAAACUCUUUGAGCUUGGUGGAGUCUCAUUUGUCUGCAAAGCGGAUCAACAAGCUGCUUCAAGCGCAUGAAAGUGGACAGAUUGAUGGGAUUCCCCUUGACUCGCAUGCUAUGGCAAAGCUCAAUGGGGGAACAAGCUCAAGGCUGACCGAAACUGAAUUUCACAGACCUAAGAGGCAUAGUAAGGUUGUCAGCCGUGCGCAAAAAUACCUGAACCAUGGAAAAGCAGCCCUUGACCAAGGAAGAUGGAAGUCUGCAGUGAAGGACUUUUCGCGCGCAAAGCGGAUUUGGCGCUCUGAAGGCAACGACAAGUAUCAUUGGGCACAGACUUUGCAAUCAGAUGUGUUGAGAGCGCAUCCCAGAUCGAACGCCGGCUCGAAGCACUCUUCUCCCAGCAAGAGCCCUGCAAUGAACAAGGCUGUCCGGGAAAUCUCUUCAGGGCACGCUUUUCGAAGUCUCUACGGGCUCAUGAGGGAAAGACGUUCGUCGUCUAAGAGCUCUGAAGGGGUUUCAUCUGCACUCAAGGCGGCUGCCCGUGGUGUUGAACAGGCAAAGAGAGGCUACAGUGCUUCCCUUAGCACUGUCAACUCAGCCAAAACUCAGCAACUUGCACAGGUGUCCCAGAAAUCUGAAGACUUCAAGAUGAAGAGAUUGAUGAAAGAAGCUGAGCAGAGGCUAGCAAAGAAAGAGAAGCAGAUUAUCCAGGAGGAGUUCAAGAAGAUGUACAAGCCACAAGCUACAAUGAGGCAAACAUCGAACACGAUUACGCUGGAGUCUCCUCCUACAGCAUUGGCAGCCAAUCAAUAUCCAGGCAACCAGUACGCAGGGAGUGGGUAUGCUAUCGGUGGUGAUAGUGUUCAGACAGCGGUGGGAUCUUCUGUACAACCGCAAGCUACAUCGCUAUAUCAGCCCUCUUUUGUGCAGCAAAACUAUCCCGUGCAACAACUGUAUGAUGGAACUAGCGAGCAAGAGCUUCCUCAGGCAGCGAGCGAGGUCGUUGAGGGGGGACCUGAAGAGGUCGUGGAGUCAUCAUACCCUCAACAGCAGC
This is a messenger RNA of Guillardia theta CCMP2712, 1292 nucleotides long. RefSeq lists its product as hypothetical. The record is from RefSeq and is a predicted model, not a curated record. The annotation marks the transcript as partial. Gene Ontology annotation, molecular function: protein binding. Lineage: Eukaryota; Cryptophyceae; Pyrenomonadales; Geminigeraceae. The transcript is spliced from 2 exons.